This is a messenger RNA of Kluyveromyces marxianus DMKU3-1042, 507 nucleotides long. It is a transcript of the gene VMA22, whose product is annotated as Vma22p. The record is from RefSeq and is a predicted model, not a curated record. Bases 1 to 507 code for a protein of 168 amino acids. NCBI's taxonomy places the organism in Eukaryota, Fungi, Ascomycota, Saccharomycetes, Saccharomycetales, Saccharomycetaceae. The transcript has a single exon. Gene Ontology annotation, biological process: vacuolar proton-transporting V-type ATPase complex assembly. Gene Ontology annotation, cellular component: extrinsic component of endoplasmic reticulum membrane; Vma12-Vma22 assembly complex.
AUGAGCAGAGAUGAUUUGUACCUUCGGCUGAUAAAAAAACUCGCAGAAUAUGAUUCUUUACUAGAGCAAUUGCAAUCCAGUUUUCAAGACGGUUUCCACCAUCUUAGUAGGGCAAACUACCAUAAUAAGGAUACUUUAAGAGGAACAUAUGGUAGAGAUUAUUGGGAUGAAACAUAUACAGGUCAUAGAUAUGUUUCGAUCGACGGAAAGCAUAGGAUCCAAGAGAUUGCAGAACCGGAGUAUAAAGAAGAUCAAGAGGAAGAAGCUAUUCCAGAGAAACAAGAUACUGAAGCGUCCCAUAAACUAAGAAAAAGGAAACAGAGAAAAACGUUAUUGGAGAAAGCCAAAAAGAAUCCUAUCUACAUGUUUGGAGGUGCAUUAUCUACUCCGAUGUCUCUAAGACAGUCACAAUCGUCAUUUAAUUCGUCUUUUCCAGUCAUUUAUAAGCUUAUUGAGCUUCGAUACGAACUUAAUGCACUCUUAGAUCAAAUAUCACCAAGCGUAUGA